Neocloeon triangulifer is the source of this 2260-nucleotide messenger RNA. RefSeq names its product phosphoserine phosphatase (gene aay). Lineage: Eukaryota; Metazoa; Arthropoda; Insecta; Ephemeroptera; Baetidae. The record is from RefSeq and is a predicted model, not a curated record. Gene Ontology annotation, cellular component: cytoplasm. The coding region runs from base 460 to 1140 and encodes 226 amino acids. Gene Ontology annotation, molecular function: L-phosphoserine phosphatase activity; magnesium ion binding. Gene Ontology annotation, biological process: L-serine biosynthetic process; dephosphorylation. The transcript is spliced from 6 exons.
ACAAGGGAGAGGGACGAGUUCUUAUUUUUAUUCAAUUUUUAUUAUUGGAGAAGUGCGGCUCUCUUUUUCUCGCCGCGUGUUAUCUGUCUUCCUAUGAUUUUGUUUGCGUAAAUUGCUCAGUCAAUGUACAUAAUAUAUUUCAAUGCCAUUGUUAACCUUCGAGGAAGAAACCAUCCAUCAUUAUUGACCAGCUUUUUCUUUCUCUCUCGCUCACAACCAUCAAUAAGCUGCGUAAGUGUGCCCGAAGGCUAACUCGUAGGCAGAGGCACAGAGAGGCCGUUGCACCAGCGAUAUCAUUUUCCAAUGCACGCGAAUUCGUGCUGUCAUUGAGCGCCGAGCUGCCGCCGCAGCAGCAACAGAGACCGACACCCGCUGCGCGAGUGUCAUUUGCAAGCAGCAAGCGUGACAAACUUGCAGGAAGGACUACUUGUCAGUUCUCCGAAGCUCAAAGGGUUAGACAUGGGCUCAUCAGCGGAUGACUCGAUGAGAUCGAUCUGGCGAAACGCCGACGCCGUCUGCUUUGACGUUGAUUCGACAGUCUGUCAAGACGAGGGCAUUGACGAACUGGCAAAGUUCUGCGGAAAAUAUGAUGAAGUGUCAAAAUUAACAAAGGAAGCAAUGACUGGCAAAAUGGAAUUCAAAGAAGCACUCAGGAAACGACUGAGCAUCAUUCGGCCCACACUCAACCAGAUGAGAGACCUGAUCAGGACACGACCUCCGAAGCUAACACCUGGAAUCAGGGAGUUGGUAUCGGCGCUUCAGCACCGCAAAAUUCCUGUUUACUUGAUCUCUGGUGGGUUUCGGGGUCUCGUCGGCCCCGUUGCUUUGGAGCUCAACAUUCCUCUGCAAAACAUUUACGCCAACAGGCUGAAAUUCUUCCUAAAUGGCGAGUAUGCUGGCUUUGACGAGGAGGAGCCGACGAGCCGCAGCGGCGGCAAGGGCGAGGUCGUCCGCUAUUUGAAAGCCAAAAAUGAAUACACGAAUGUCGUGUUGAUCGGCGAUGGCGCCACCGACCUGGAAGCCUGUCCACCCGCCGACGCGUUUAUCGGUUUCGGCGGAAACGUGGUGCGCGAAGAGGUGCGGGCGAAGGCCAAAUGGUUUGUCACCGAUUUCCAAGAGCUGAUCAACGCACUGGAUUGAAAAAAAAAUCUGUUAUCUGCAUCAGUCUUUUUGAUUCGCGCCCCCCUUUCCAACUUUCUGUGAUCAAUGUCAACCUUUCGAGCAACCUUUUCUCAACUUUUAUAGAAGAUGCAAUAAUCAACCCUUAUCUUUGACUUCCAAAGGAAUAAUAUGUGUUCAUCAGUCUUGUAGAACAAACAAUGUUGAUUAAACAUUUAUGUAGUAAACUGAAACUCUUGCAUAUCUCGCAGAAAUAUAUUGAUGUUUACAGAAUGAAUUAAUCAAGUGAAAAUGCAUAAUGGGAUUAAUUUUGCAAUCUCAAAUUUAAUAUAUUUUAUUGGAAAUUAUUUUCAACGUGGGCAUGGAAUUUUUAAUUCCAGUCUGUUUCACCCCUUCAAAAUCAAGAAAAGAUUGACGAAUUUUGCAUUUUGAGUUAAAUGAGGAAAUUUUAAUUUUAUUUAUGACACUCCACUUUUGUAAGAACAAAAGGCUGGUGCCUCACAGUAUUUCUUCAACACUACUUGCGUAAUCCAUUUAUCCCUUCAGUUUAGAGCAAACCGCAAUGAGGUCAUAAUUUUUAGCAACGUCUGGAAUAUUUACAUUGUGCUUUUAUUGUACGGUGUUAACGGUGUCGUACGUUGUUGCUCAAAUCAACUUAUUAGUAGAGUAUUUAAAAAUCUGUAUAUGAAUUAUCAAACAUAUUAUGCAGAUUCAUCCGAACCUGAUAAUCUCUAGUGGGAACAUUUACAGUGCAUUUAUAUUUUAAAAUGUGACUGAGUAUGUGUGAUAGAAAUCAUGGAAUAAUAAGCCUUCAAAAUAAAGAUUCUAGCACGGCAGGUGCACGGUUAUAUUAUUUUUAAGAGUCUCCAAAUUAAUAUUUUGUUAAGUUUUCACGCGUUUUUUUCCCUCUUGAUAUUCGGCUGUUUUUAAUAUUUUGGGCUAGGAGACUGAGAUAAUGUGUUUCAUAAAAGAUCAACAGUCACAUAUUUUAAUAUACUCCUAUCUACCGUAAAUAAAUUUGACCAAGAACCUUUAGAAAAUGAAAAAAAAACAUUUAAUGCGGGAAAUCUUAAUAUGAGACGAAAGGGCAAUCAGUUGUAGCAACCAAGGACACGAGCUGUCUGCUCUCAUAAUUCUAGAC